CUCAUACAUUCUCCCACACACUUCCAAUCAGACGGGAUCUAGAUCUCGCUUCCCGAGCCUCGCGCGCUCAAGUGCAGCGGCCCCUGUGAUUUCAGGCAGGAUAUUUUUAAAACUGGAGUGGACUUUUCUUUAUCUGGUCGAGAUCUGAAACGCACGAAAGCCGAGUCAACCCCCUUUCUCUCCGGCUUUGAGAGCAACGGGAGAGGUCCUCAUCUUUCAUCUUCCCGAGACAAUAUGAACAACACCGCCCAUCACAACAGCUUCGAACCUCGACCCUUCAACACUCAAUACGACAACAACAUCCCAGAAUCUAUCUCCAUGAAACCUUACGCCAAAGACGGUGUGACGUCAUCUUCUCUUGACCCUGACGUCAUUUCCCCCCAGAAGAAAAAAGGCUCCCUGACAUGGAAGGAAGCGCUGUUUGAUUUUACCCAGAACACCACACUGCAUGGCAUUCGUUUCAUCUUCAUGAAUGACGUGUUCAUUCUACGCAGACUACUCUGGCUGGCGCUGUUCCUGACCUGUUCGGUCCUGAUGAGCGUCCAGAUAGUGGAGAGAAUCGUCUUCUUCUACAGCUACCCCGUCACCGUGAACGUACACGUCAACUUUAACAAGACUCUGGCCUUUCCGGCUUUCACAGUCUGUAACCAGAAUGCUUUCAGGGCGUCAGCCGCGACGGACAGACACCUGUACAGACUGAUAGAACGCCUUCAUUCGGGAGACACGUCCGCACUACUAUCCCAGUCACCUGACCCGUUGCCUAGCAACCUGAGUUUGGACGAGCUCUACCUGACCACGGCUCACAGGAAGGAGGACCUCAUAGUCAGGUGUGAAUGGCAGAACAAGCCGUGCGGCCCGGAGAACUUUACCCUCGUCCUCACUGACCACGGAGUCUGCUACAACUUCAACGAUAACCCUUCCGAACCUCUUUGGGUCACCUCCACUGGCGCUGAGUAUGGACUCAAGCUGACGCUGAACGUGGAACAGUAUGAAUACAUGCCGGGGCCGCACGACGCCGCGGGGAUCAAGAUAUUACUCCACGACGGGAAAGAGUUCCCCAAAGUGGCGGAGCUGGGACUCUCUAUCCCGACAGGCACUCACACUUACGUCGGUAUCCAGCUUCUUAAG
Aplysia californica (California sea hare) is the source of this 1128-nucleotide messenger RNA. Its product is annotated as acid-sensing ion channel 2. Gene Ontology annotation, molecular function: ligand-gated sodium channel activity. Gene Ontology annotation, cellular component: membrane. The record is from RefSeq and is a predicted model, not a curated record. Gene Ontology annotation, biological process: sodium ion transmembrane transport. NCBI's taxonomy places the organism in Eukaryota, Metazoa, Mollusca, Gastropoda, Aplysiida, Aplysiidae.